CGCGGCUGUCAGCGCGAUGAGGAGGCGCCGCCGAGGCCCCCGCCGCUGCCUCCGCCGGGCCGCGCCGCGCCGCCCGCCCCAUGGCGUCUGAGAGGCCGGGGCCGCCGCCGCCGCCGCCCGCUCCCGGCUCCGCCGCCCGCGACGCGCAGCUGCCAAAACAUAAUACAGUGAAAUAAUGAUCUGCUAGCCUGCUAAACAAGUGUCCAGCUUCCACAAUGCCUGUGCAGGCAGCUCAGUGGACAGAAUUUCUGUCCUGCCCAAUCUGCUACAACGAGUUUGAUGAGAAUGUGCAUAAACCCAUCAGCUUAGGUUGCUCUCACACUGUCUGUAAGACCUGCCUGAACAAGCUUCAUCGCAAGGCAUGUCCUUUCGACCAGACUGCCAUCAAUACAGACAUCGAUGUGCUUCCUGUAAACUUUGCACUCCUCCAGUUAGUUGGAGCCCAGGUACCUGAUCAUCAGACAAUUAAGUUGAGUAAUGUAGGAGAGAACAAACAUUAUGAAGUAGCGAAGAAGUGUGUUGAGGAUUUAGCACUCUACUUAAAGCCACUAAGUGGAGGAAAGGGUGUUGCUAGCUUGAAUCAGAGUGCACUGAGCCGUCCAAUGCAAAGGAAACUUGUGACACUGGUGAAUUGUCAGCUGGUGGAGGAAGAGGGUCGGGUUAGAGCCAUGAGGGCAGCUCGAUCCCUGGGAGAAAGAACUGUUACAGAAUUGAUUUUACAGCACCAAAAUCCUCAGCAGCUUUCUGCCAAUCUCUGGGCUGCUGUCAGGGCACGAGGAUGCCAGUUUCUAGGACCAGCUAUGCAAGAGGAAGCACUGAAACUUGUGUUACUAGCACUGGAAGAUGGCUCCGCGCUCUCAAGAAAAGUUCUGGUACUUUUUGUUGUGCAAAGGCUAGAACCAAGAUUUCCUCAGGCCUCCAAAACAAGCAUUGGUCAUGUCGUGCAGCUACUGUAUAGAGCAUCAUGCUUUAAGGUUACAAAAAGGGAUGAAGAUUCUUCUCUAAUGCAACUUAAAGAAGAGUUUCGGAGUUAUGAGGCUUUGCGGAGAGAGCAUGAUGCACAAAUUGUUCACAUUGCCAUGGAAGCAGGACUUCGAAUAUCACCAGAACAAUGGUCUUCCCUUCUUUAUGGUGACUUGGCACAUAAAUCGCACAUGCAAUCCAUUAUUGACAAGCUCCAAUCUCCAGAAUCUUUUGCGAAGAGUGUACAAGAAUUGACAAUUGUCUUGCAGCGCACAGGGGAUCCUGCAAACUUAAACAGGCUAAGACCUCAUUUAGAACUUCUGGCAAACAUAGAUCCAAAUCCGGAUGCAGCAUCUCCAACAUGGGAGCAGCUGGAAAAUGCAAUGGUGGCUGUAAAGACUGUGGUACAUGGACUCGUGGAUUUCAUUCAGAAUUAUAGUAGAAAAGGCCAUGAAACUCCACAGCCACAACCAAAUAGCAAAUACAAAACAAGUAUGUGUCGAGACCUUCGACAGCAAGGGGGAUGCCCGAGAGGAACCAACUGUACAUUUGCUCAUUCUCAGGAAGAGCUUGAAAAAUACCGACUGAGGAACAAAAAAAUCAGUGCAACAGUGAGAACCUUCCCCCUUCUAAAUAAAGUUGGCGUAAAUAGCACUGUCUCAACCACAACAGGAAACGUAAUUUCUGUCAUAGGAAGCCCUGAAGCAACAGGGAAGAUGGUGCCAAGUACUAAUGGAAUAGCUAAUCUAGAAAGUGGUGUUCCCCAGUUGAUUCCUCGCUGUGCAGACACAUCCCUCAGAGCUUUGGAGAAUGCCAAGAAGGGAGGGAAGGCUGGAGCCAACGGCCAGAACGUGUCUGGAUCCCCUACUGAAUCUCUACCUGAAAAUAAAAUUGGUUCUCCACCCAAGACUCCUGUAAGCCAGGCAGCAGCUACCUCAGCUGGCCCUCCUAAUAUUGGGACAGAAGUGAAUUCUGUGCCUCCAAAAUCAAGCCCAUUUGUUCCGAGAGUACCUGUCUAUCCUCCACAUUCUGAUAAUGUUCAAUAUUUCCAAGACCCCAGAACUCAGCUGUCCUACGAAGUUCCACAGUACCCACAGACCGGAUAUUAUCCACCACCUCCAACAGUACCAGCUGGUGUGGCUCCCUGUGUUCCUCGCUUUCUGAGGUCCAAUAACGUUCCAGAAUCCUCCCUCCCACCUGCUUCCGUGCCAUAUGCCGAUCAUUACAGUACGUUUCCCCCUCGAGAUCGACUGAAUUCUCCGUACCAACCUCCUCCUCCGCAGCCAUAUGGACCAGUUCCUCCUGUCCCUUCUGGAAUGUAUGCUCCAGUUUACGACAGCAGGCGCAUCUGGCGCCCACAGAUGUACCCACGAGAUGAUAUUAUUAGGAGCAAUUCCUUACCUCCUAUGGACGUGAUGCACUCAUCUGUCUAUCAGACAUCAUUACGUGAGAGAUACAACUCUUUGGAUGGGUAUUACUCUGUGGCUUGCCAACCUCCAAAUGAGCAGAGGACUGUGCCUUUACCAAGAGAGCCUUGUGGUCACUUGAAGACCGGUUAUGAUGAGCAGUUAAGACGGAAGCCGGAGCAAUGGGCACAAUACCACACCCAGAAAACUCCUCUCGUAUCCUCAACCCUUCCUAUGGCAACACCAUCUCCAACACCACCGUCUCCUCUCUUCAGUGUAGAUUUCAGCACAGAGUUCUCGGAAAGUGUCAGUGAUCUGAGUGGAACUAAAUUUGAGGAAGAUCAUCUCUCCCACUAUUCCCCUUGGUCUUGUGGCACUAUUGGCUCUUGUAUAAAUGCUAUUGACUCGGAGCCCAAGGAUGUGAUUGCCAACUCAAAUGCUGUUCUGAUGGAUUUGGACAGUGGGGAUGUCAAACGGAGAGUACAUUUAUUUGAAACUCAGAGAAGGGCAAAGGAAGAAGAUCCAAUAAUCCCAUUUAGUGACGGACCGAUCAUCUCCAAGUGGGGUGCAAUCUCCAGAUCAUCCCGCACUGGUUAUCACACAACAGAUCCUAUUCAGGCCACUGCUUCCCAAGGAAGUGCUACUAAGCCCAUCAGUGUAUCAGAUUAUGUUCCUUAUGUCAAUGCUGUUGAUUCAAGGUGGAGUUCCUAUGGCACAGAUUCCGCUUCAUCAGCACGUUACACAGAACGGGACAGAUUCAUAGUUACAGAUUUGUCUGGUCACAGAAAGCAUUCCAGCACUGGAGAUCUGUUGAGUAUUGAAUUACAGCAGGCCAAAAGUAAUUCAUUAUUACUUCAGAGAGAGGCGAAUGCACUAGCCAUGCAACAGAAGUGGAAUUCUCUAGAUGAAGGCAAUCGCCUUAACUUAAAUCUUUUAAGCAAGGAAAUUGAUUUGAGGAAUGGUGAGACUGAUUAUAGUGAAGACUGUGGAGAUACAAAGCCAGACCGAGACAUUGAAUUGGAGCUGUCAGCCCUUGAUACAGAUGAACCUGAUGGGCAGAGUGAACAAAUAGAAGAGAUUCUGGAUAUACAGCUAGGUAUUAGUUCUCAAGAUGAUCAGCUGCUCAAUGGAACAACUGUAGAGAAUGGGCAUCCGCUAAAGCAGCACCAGAAAGAAUCUAUGGAACAGAAGAGACAAAGUUUAGGUGAAGACCUUGUGAUUCUGGAGGAGCAGAAAACAAUCCUGCCCGUAACUUCUUGCUUCAGUCAGCCGAUCACAACAUCUGUUAGCAAUGCAAGCUGCCUGCCCAUCAGCACAUCAGUCAGUGUUGGCAGCCUCAUUUUGAAAACUGCUCACAUUAUGUCUGAGGAUAAAAAUGACUUUUUAAAGCCUGUUGCAAAUGGCAGGAUGGUUAACAGCUGAAAGGCAUUCAUCUUUCCAGCUUGUGACCACACCAUGGAAGCAUUUACACUAGCUUUUUAUAUAUAUAAUAUAUAUUAUAUAAUGUAUAUUUUUUUUAAAAAAAUAAUAUUGGGGUCAUGCAUUUCCUGUGGACUCUUUGAUACUUCAAGCCCCUCUCGCAUUAGCAUUCUGAAGAAAAAAAAAAAACUUACUUUAUUAGGGUAAGGCGUUCAUGUUCCACAAACGAAUGGAAUUUGGACACUGUUUUACCUAAGCUUAAAGCAGCUUUUUAUGAGUUUGUAGCAAUCCGGUGCGGUAUCUGAGCCAUUCUUGUUUAAAAUGGCUUCUGUAGAAAACUAACAACUCAGUUAUUUAAACUAGCAGGAUCCUACAAUGAUACAUCUAGUGAAAGGAAAACUAACUUAUUUGUUUCUAUUUUGUUUCAUGAGAGAGGAACUUGUGUCUUGUUGCAGCUGCUUUUUCUUUAGUUGUGGAACUUUGCAUGGAGUAUUGUUUCCUGUUUGAAGACUGAGAGGUGGGGAUUUGGACUUGAGACUUUUACAGGGUUAACACGCCGUUAGCUUUGCACUGCUGCAUUAUUUGGAGGUCUGUGGUGCAGUGCUUUGCUGUAGCUUUUUAUUUCCUUAUUUUCCCCAAUUUCUGCUUUAGUAUUGUUGAUAUACAUACAUACAUAGGCUACUUGUCAAAGUAAAGUUAUUAAACCAAGUGCCUAAGUCCUCCAGCUAACAUACUAGGGAUUGAUUUCCCCAAGUUAGACAUGAAACAACUUUAAACCAUUUUGAGAGGUUACGCACUAAUGUAACAGCAAUUUUGUUUUUUAUAUUAACAGUUUUCAAUUUGCAGAUUAUAGAAUCCAGAUGACUUGGCAAAAAGUAUCAGGUGCUCUUGGCUUUCCUUUGAAAACCCUGUAUGUAGUGUUUGCACUGACUAACAAGAUGGUAUUGCUGUUUUUUGUACUGUUUUGUUUUUAAUUUAAAUAUUGGAACUCUAAGGCAGUUGUAUUACCUUUGUUAAAUGUUGUUAAAAAUAAUUUUGUAUUCAGGUUUAAUUUUGCUUGUUCAAUGGCAACUUAUUUUCAAAGACCUUGAAAAUACAAUAAUAUAGCAUUAUCUGACCUUCAGAGUAUUGAAAAGUGUAUGAAUUUAUGCCCUGUUAAGAUGUGACUGAAAAAUCAUAUUAGACAUGUCAAUGAAAAAUAGGUUUUCGUAAAUAUACACAAACCAGAGCCCUGGGCAUAUUUUUAGGAAGCUUAAAAAUCCAUCUUUUUUUAAGAAAGCAGGAUUCUCCCUCCUGAUUAUUACUUUUUUUUUUGUCCUAUUCCUUUUCUUUGUGACAAGUUUUACAUUUUUUUUUGUGUUUUUAUUAACUUCUGUGAAGUUGUUUACUCUGAAAUUUGUACUGGAAUAUUUUAAGCCAAGCUGAUCUUUCACCAGGUGUACUGCAUGUAAGGGCUUUUCCUGCUAGCAAAAUGCUUAAAGAGGAUCAUGUUACUGGUCGUCUGAGUUGUUAUUUUACAAAAUCACAGCUAUGUGGUCGGGUAAGAUUUUGAUAACUGUUUUGUGCACGUUUCUGAGGGGUGGGGGUUGGCAUUUCCCUGAGGGUUUCUGAUUAGACUAAGUAAAUAUUGGUGUUUGAUAUCUCUCCUAAAGAAACCUGUCCAUGAAAUAAUUAUGUUGUAAAUAUACCUGAAAAUCCAAGGGUUAGUUUUGAUAUUCUGAUGUCAGUAUGGAAGAUCUUACACAUCUAUUUAAUGCUCAAAUGUAAAGGAAUGUAUGUAGAAGAACAGUCAAGUAGUCUUUUCCUAGUUUCCUUUGGCUGUUGCUGUACCUUCCUAUAUAGCCAGUGCCACCUCAUAGCUAGGAUUAGACUGGUAUGUUGUUUCACUUGCAACUCUCAAAGUGAACAGAUACAAGAACCAGACCACCUUUGUCACCUUAACUUAUUUCCUGUUGAUGUUAACUUUAACUUAGACAUAAAUAUGAUUGUUGUAUAUUUUAUACCUAGACCAUUCUGUAAAUAUGAAUUUAUAUUACUUUUGAAAUGCUUCUGAGAUAAUAUUAUUUGCUGUACAAUGUAAUUCCAAAAUAGAUAUGCAAACAAGUAUGUCUCUUUCACGGAUAUUUAAACCAGUGAGAUCUUCCAUGUUGAAGGUGAUGUAAUUUUUUUAAAAAGAUUUUUAAAUUUUAAAUUGCUAUUUUGUUACAAAAAUAGAGAAAAUAUAAAAGUUUGAGAAGUCCUUAUUUGCCCUCAGGGAAAGAGCCCUCUGUGCACCAGAACUCCACAGAACAUCUUCAGCAUGAUCUGAGGGUGAAUAUAUACUACAUAAAUUGAUUGUGUAUUUACCUUUUUAAUUUUUAAAUUGCAGUUUUAAAAACUUGGUUGUGCUCUGCUGGAGGGGGGAUUGGGAUAAGCUGCUUACACACAUUUGCCUGUUUGUCCAGUGAAAUGACAUAAGCCUAACAUAUUCCUGCCAACCUUAUUGGCGUAUUUAAGAACAAAUGUAUUUAUAUACUCUUGUCUGCAGCAGGAGGUCCCAUGAUUAUAACAGUUCACUAGGAUGACCAUACACUUCAUAUGGAAAGUUGGCUCUUAGAUGAGGCUAGGGUUUUUUUGUUGUUAUUGAAUUUUUAAUAUAUAGAAUGACAGGCAAAAGAAUUAUUUAGGGGGAUUUAAUAGCAUGCCAGCUUUGUCUUACAGUUUUAACACUGAUUGUGUGAUUUUUUUUUUAUUAUUAUUAUUUUUUUUUGCCAUGAAACUAUGCCCUCCAGUGCCCUGAGAAGUAGAAGCUACAGGUGGGAACCUAAUUCUGGCUUUCUUUGAAGUUUCAUUCCUUGACCCUAAACAAACAAGUAUGUAUUCGUUUAUCUAGUUGCAAAUCAGGUGCCUUUGGGCUAUGGAAGGGCUUACUUUCUGACACUGACAUAGUGACUAAUCUUCAUGCAUAAUAGCAGUGAUUCCCAGUGAUUUUUUGGGCUAAUUUACUUUGCUGUCAGAAAAAGGCCCAUAGCAGAUUGGGGAGAAGAGAUUGGCUCUUUAGCUUUGCUUGGGCAAGCAUUUUGGAUUGUUUAUUUUUCCCCCACUAGGGGUACAGCAGGGAUUUCACAUGCAAGAGAUACAGGAAUUAUUAGUAUCUAAGUUAAUUGUGUUGCCUCACUACCUGGAUUCAUUCCUUGUUUUGCCUCAUUUCCCACAUAGGUCUUAAUAGAGACUAAUGCUUGUGCUGGGAGAAUGCUUGUGUGAGAAAGUAACUAUCUGUACAAUCUUAACAUAUAAUUUAUAGCAGAGUGAUUACCCUGCUACUGAUAUUUCGUUCCUGUAAACAGGUGACAAGAAAUGAAUCUUACUGUUUAUGCAGAUUUUGCAUUGUAGAAUGUAUACUAGACCCUUCAAAGGAAAGGUUAGACUCUUUGCAAAGCAAACUGGCGUUGGUUCUUGGUAGUCUAGUGCAGGGACACUAAGUCUGACACUUAAAGGCAGUUGUAUGCAGCUGAUUGUGUUAAAUAAGCUCUUACUUGCUCUUUGUAGAAAUCUAAUUUGGAAGGUUUUAGUGCUUUGAUAACACGACUGAAAUUUUAAUUUAUCCUGUACUCAAGAGCUGAAUGCUGUUCUUGUAUAAUAGUGUACUAGGCUGGAUGAGGUACAAAAUAAAUAAUGCACAGUGAUCAGAAAGAGCUGAGGAAGAAAUGCUUAAAAAUAACUUUUAUCUAAACUCAAGAAUAGUUUCAAACAUUGCUUUUGUUUUGCUUUUUUUUUAAAGCACAAUUUGUCAAGCUGUACCUGUUGCUGUAUGUAAACACUGUAUGCCAGCAGCUCCUUGAUCAUAUUUGUGAACAGAUUUUUCAUUAUUACUAGACUGUUACUAAAGGAAGAUGUUGAAUUUGUAACAAAAUGAGAAAUGAUUCAGUUUAUCUAUACUAUGUAAAAAUCCAUUCUUUGUAGUUUAAUCCCUUUUGUUAGGAAAUUCCCUCUUAUUGAGGGACCUCUUCUGCAAGCAGAACACAAUAAAUGUGCUUUUUAAAUGACCCAAUUUUUCCAGUAUAAAUGAACAGCUGACUUUGGCAGUAGUUGUUACUGUGUAUCUCUUUGCUGGCAAGGGAGCACAAGAAAAAAGAAAGUGUCAGUGACCUAAAAUGAAUCCAAAGGAUCAAAAUUCCCCAUACCCAAAUAUAAAACUGUACCCCAUUAUUUAAGGGAAAAAAGUUUAUGGAAGCUUUUAAUCAAGAGUCUGCUGUAAAAGUUGAAAUAAACCACAGCCUGGCUGCAUUUAUUACUGCCAAAAGCCAAGGUCAUUUGCACAUAGCCCAUCAGUUUCUCCAGAGUAGAUCUCAGUUAAUCCAAGGCAUGGAAAUGCAUGCAUUUUCUUAGCUGGGCAAACAAGUACAUUUUACGGUAGUUGUGAUACAACACACGUGGCUUUUAUUUGUACUGCACAUACCCACUGUACAGCCACUCAGAAGUAUUGUGGUUAGCUUGCAGCAUCUGCUGUCCGCAUUUAUACUGUUUACUGCGUAUUCUUUUCCCUGGAAGUUUUAAAGAAAAUUUUUUUUCUUGUUGCAUUGAUUACAUUUUAUAAAUUUGCUUAGCUGGAAAGUUUGGGAAAAGAGGCCUGUUUGUCAAUUGUACAACCGAUUGUGAAGCUCUAGUGUGAAUAUUUUUACGUCUGUAUUAGACAUUUUCUUUGCAAAUCUAUUGUUCGAUUGAAAUGUAAAUGAAAUAAAAGAUGGUGUACACCCAUCAUGUAUAAAGCAGGCACCAUCGCUACGAUGGAUUUAAUGCUCAUUUUUAUGGCGCAUUCUCAGCUUCUAUUUAAAACUAUAAUUUAAAAAAAAUCUGUAAAAUGAAAGGGGGGAAUAUAUGGGGGAAUAAAUUCUAUUCCGUUUAUUUCGGUUUUGGAUUCCCAGGUCGUGAUGUUUCCCUUUGUGUUAGACGUAGGCGGCCGGGCCGGGGCGGGCGCCGUGUGGCGACGCCGCCCCGCGGGUGAAUACUGUGCGUGUUUGCUGUAGCACUGAAGUGAAGAGGUAUUAGCUUUUUUUGGCUGGUCACAGAGUAGAGCAUCAUGGUUUUUCAGUGUUUGAGAGAAUCGAUGGAAGAAGUUUGCAGUAUUUGACAUGUAUUUGCAUGCACGAAUAAAAUUAUUUGUCCACCUUAA
Rhea pennata is the source of this 8940-nucleotide messenger RNA. RefSeq names its product ring finger and CCCH-type domains 2 (gene RC3H2). Bases 216 to 3791 code for a protein of 1191 amino acids. NCBI's taxonomy places the organism in Eukaryota, Metazoa, Chordata, Aves, Rheiformes, Rheidae. The transcript is spliced from 21 exons. The record is from RefSeq and is a predicted model, not a curated record. Gene Ontology annotation, cellular component: cytoplasmic stress granule. Gene Ontology annotation, biological process: nuclear-transcribed mRNA catabolic process, deadenylation-dependent decay; protein polyubiquitination; ubiquitin-dependent protein catabolic process. Gene Ontology annotation, molecular function: mRNA binding; double-stranded RNA binding; ubiquitin protein ligase activity.